Exophiala bonariae is the source of this 1155-nucleotide messenger RNA. RefSeq lists its product as uncharacterized. Gene Ontology annotation, molecular function: flavin adenine dinucleotide binding; electron-transferring-flavoprotein dehydrogenase activity. Bases 1 to 1155 code for a protein of 384 amino acids. Lineage: Eukaryota; Fungi; Ascomycota; Eurotiomycetes; Chaetothyriales; Herpotrichiellaceae. Gene Ontology annotation, cellular component: cytoplasm. The record is from RefSeq and is a predicted model, not a curated record. The transcript has a single exon.
AUGCCUAAGACGUUCCUCAUUCUAGGUGCUGGUAUGACCGGCCUUCCUCUAGCCCAUUAUGUCCUCAAGCACUACUCCGCCAAACAUGACCUGAAAGUCAUCCUUGUCUCCCGAUCUGAGGAGUUCUACUGGAAUAUCGGAGCACCCCGUGCUGCGAUACCGGGACAGUUCACCGAUGAAAAGGUCUUCUUCUCGAUACCGAAGGCAUUUGAGAAGUACAACAACCAGAACUUCGAGUUUGUUCUCGGCACGGUCAAACAGUGGGACCCAGACGCUAGUACUGUUACUUUGACCUCAAGUGAGGGACUAUCACGUACACUAGCCUAUCACACUUUACUGCUGGCCACUGGCAGUGACUAUGCUAGCAAAAUGCCUUGGAAGUUGGUCGGUACCUCUCACGAAACACAUAGAGCGCUUGAUAAGUUGCGAAAAGAAGUCGAUGAAGCAAGCUCAAUUGUCAUUGCUGGAGGGGGACCAACUGGCGUUGAAUUUGCCGGUGAACUAGGCCAUGAGUUUGCAAAAGCAGGGAAGAAGUCAGUGAUCUUGGUCAUCACUGAAUCGCACCCAUUGGAGUCGAAGAAUCUUGAAGCGACCCGAUUAGCGGCUAGAAGAGAACUCGAAAAGCUGAGGAUCAAAAUCAUAUCCAAUGCCAGAAUAACAGAGCGUACCACCAAAAAUGGGGUCACUUUUCUGACACUAACUAAAGUCGACGGUAGCACAGAGAUACUUGAAACAGAUUUGUUUGUCCCGACUUGGGGUGUGACUUCCAACACAUCGUUUGCACCAUCUUCUCUUCGGGAGCAAAAUGGACGGCUUAAGGUCACCCAGUCGCUCCGUGCGCCGGGCUAUGACAAUGUCUUCCUCGCAGGCGACGCGGCUGAUGCAGAUUGCUAUGCAGCCACAAUUAGAGAGCCGCAGAUACGCUAUCUUGCCACCGCGAUAGGUCAAUACCUGGAGGGAGGAGUAGUUUCGAAGUAUUGUCUGGAAAUCAAGGUUGGCCUGGCCGCUUCGAUUGGUCCUGGUCGUGGAGUUGGUCAAAUGGGCAGUUUCAAUAUGUGGAGCUUUCUCGUUUGGUUUUACAAAUCUCGCCAUAUGUGCACAAACGUUGCUCCCGAAUACGUGGCUGGAGAUCGUCUCAUUUUGGGGUCAUUUUGA